Messenger RNA from Cuscuta europaea, 1733 nucleotides. NCBI's taxonomy places the organism in Eukaryota, Viridiplantae, Streptophyta, Magnoliopsida, Solanales, Convolvulaceae. The record is from the annotation of a GenBank genome assembly.
CUAUUACGAGCCUAAGGGGAAUUACUUCGGAUCUAAGGCGUUUUGUCCACUAACACUAGAUCAAGGCUCAGGGAAGCAAAGUUUGCAAAGGAAUUGAAGAACAAGUCAAGAACUAACCUUGAAGGUAUGAAGAACUCGAAGAACACCUUGAAGACUCUCUCUCUAGGAAUUUGGACAUCACUUCGAUAUCUCAAGAAUGCAAGUAAGGAAACGCUUCGGAGGAGGGGGGUAUUUAUAGACACUCUCCAACGGUCACUACACGUGGUACCAUAUCAAUGGCCACCUCAGCGGUCACCUUCCCAGCAGCCGAUGAGGUGCCACCCCUUCAGAAAUGGGCCGGGCUCGUGAACUAACCUACCGGCGGAGUAAAAGCCUACGGAUCACACGGACAACGAGCGCCCACAACGGCCUAUAUGCUUGUCGGCUUCACAAGUGCCAGCAAGCGCCCACAACGGCCAUACGCUUGCCAAGUUCACAAACGCCAACAAUAAGGAGAUGACAACGGCCAAGAACGUCAUGAACGCCCGUAACGGCCACAGAACCAAAGGAACAAAGAACCCGCAGCCAUCGGCUCUCCGUAACGACCCUCGAUGAUAACUCUUUACAAGCGAUCUGCGCACAAGGGUUCUCCCACAGGGUUACCUUGGCCAGAAAAUCGCCAUAAGGGUUGGAUUCAGGGGCACUACGGAGAGGCCGCUUCGGCCAGGGACUCAAGCAACUCCUUCACCCCUCACACCCUUCGGCCUGAAGCAGUGGGGGACUGGGGGACUACAUCGGCCUCAACAAUACAGACAAAGGAAAAAUGCAAACACAAAUGUAACCACAAAGCAUGGCCACACCGUCCAUAUAUCACAUGGAGCCUCGUCGGCCAAAGGCACAUAACACCGUCAGCAACGGCCAACAGGCCACCUGAGGCAAGGACAUUCAUCGUCCCCUGCCAAAAGUUAAUCAUAAUGGGCUCUCCGGCCAAGAACACGAAAGCCAAUCAGCGACGGCCAAAAGGAGUGCGCACGCACCCUCAUCGGCCACCCAAAGGAAAGGACGCCAUCGUCUCCGAAGCAAGGUUACACCUCAACGGCCUCAUCGGCCCGAAUGUAAAUCUCAACCAUCAACGUCCAAGAAAGGGAAAAUGCGCCUUCAACGGCCACCAUCGAAGCAGGACACUCAUCAUCCCCAAACGAACACACCAAGGAAACAACGGCUUCCCCGUCCACAGCGAGGAGCAGGUAACGGCCAAAGCACAGAACAAGAUCACCAAAAUGGAAACAGCGCCAACGCCGCAACAGCUAACGACCUAGGAGUGCUCGCAUCGACCAAAAGCACCAAAACACGGGAAUCUACUCUCCUUCACUUCGUCUACAUCUCAGCUUAGAGAGUGGGGGACUCCUGAUGGAGUAUAUGGGUCUGAGCCCUAGGACCCACAUACUCAGAAGAACAGAAAGCACGAGACACUGAGUGGUGCCCUCGUCGGCCAUGGGACCCCCGUCGGCCGAAAAGGUACCAACUCAGAAUAUGGUCCUGAAGCCAAGGAACCCGGGUGCCCUCGUCGGCCGCGCCCUCGUCGGCCGUGCCCUCGUCGGCCACGCCCUCGUCGGCCACGAAGACCUCACAGAACCGGAUUUUACACUUACUCAUUUGUACAGCCCAUUAGUGGCUUUGUAUUCGGCCCAGUAGCGGUCCAGUUGUAAAUGGGCCUCCCAAGCCCAAGGCUUGGGAGCCCAGCCCAAGGCUUG